AAGUAGAAAAGCUCAUGGAAGACACUUCCUUUUAAGUCAUGAGAGAGAGAGAGAGAGAGAGAGAGAGAGAAACAUUAUGUGAGAAUGAAAUUCUGAUCUGAUUCAUAGAAAAGAAAAAGAAAGAGGGUUUGGUAAAGGAGGGAAAAACGACCCAAUAUGAUCCCCUUUUUAGGAAUUUGAUCAAGGUCCAUUUGUCCGCUUUGAGUUUGUGGAUUCCAUUCUGUUUCACCUAUUUUAUUAUUUUGUAUAUUUAUUUUCUUUUGUUAGAGUUUCAUCUGUUGUUGUUUUCUUUCAACAAAAAAAAGAUCCUCAACAAAAAGCACAAACAAACAAUUUCUUUCAUUCUCAUCUUCCCUUUCUUUUUUUCCAAUUGGUAGUGCAAGUCAAGUCCAUUUCACCACCCUUCAACACUACCACAACAACUCUGGGUAUUAUCCCCCCCACAUUCUGCAUCCGUCCAAUCUUUCAGUCGCAAAAUUUUCAGUGUUUCCCACUCUCCCUUAAAUCAUUCCCACCCUUCUCACACUCAUGGAUCUGUCUGUCCAGUAACCCACACAGAAAAAACCCUGAAGAAAAACAAAACCAUAUCAUACAUUUCAUUUACAGAGAAAAAAAUGUCAUCAGCAGAAAAACCCAGCUCCAAAGGACAAGCAUGGUUCUGCACAACAGGAUUGCCCAGUGACAUUGUGGUGGAAGUUGAUGACAUGACAUUCCAUCUCCACAAGUUUCCUCUGAUGUCAAAAAGCCGAAAGCUCCACCUUCUAAUUACGCAGCAAGAGGCAGCGUCUAACUCCACUGUCCCACAGCAGCAGCAGCAGCAAGAAACAGAAGAUGAAGACGAAAUCGUUGAAGAGCAGUGUCACGUGACCUUCACGGGCUUCCCCGGUGGCUCCGAGGCGUUCGAGAUGGCCGCAAAAUUCUGUUACGGCGUCAAGAUCGACCUGACGCCGUCCAAUGUGGCGGCGCUCCGGUGCGCUGGGGAGUUUCUCGAAAUGACCGAGGAUUACUCCGAGGACAACCUCGUUUCCAAGACAGAGGGCUUUCUAUCGCAGCACGUGCUCAAGAACCUCAAGGACUCUGUCAAGACGUUGAAAUCGUGUGACUCCUUGAUGCCUAUGGCGGAAAAUCUCGGAAUCACGCAGAGGUGCGUUGAUUCUGUUGUUUCCAGAGCUUCCUCAGCGGAUCCUGCAUUGUUCGGCUGGCCGGUCAGCGACGCUACUUCUGUGUCCAAACAGGUUCUCUGGAAUGGACUCGACGGUGACGGAAGAAGAAAGGUUGGCGCCGGUGCCGGUGAGUCUUGGUUUGAAGAUCUGGCGCUUCUGCGUUUGCCUCUGUUUAAACGAUUGAUUCUUGCGAUGAGAAGUGCGGAGCUGAGUCCUGAGAUUAUUGAGACUUGCUUGAUGUAUUAUGCUAAGAAGUACAUUCCUGGAGUUUCGAGAUCGAAUAGGAAACCGUUACCGUCGUCGUCGUCUUCUUCCUCCUCCGUUGCGACGGAGGCGGAGCAGAAGGAGCUUCUGGAGACGGUGGUUUCGAAUCUUCCGCUGGAGAAGACCUCGAAGGCCGCGACGGCGACGAGGUUUCUCUUCGGAUUGUUGCGAGCGGCGAACAUACUGAACGCUUCCGUAGCCUGCAGAGACGCGCUGGAGAAGAAGAUAGGGCUGCAACUCGAAGAAGCCACGCUCGACGACCUUCUCGUGCCGAGUUACUCGUACCUGAACGAAACGCUUUACGACGUCGAUUGCGUGGAGAGGAUUUUGAGUCACUUUUUGGAAGGUAUGGAAGCAAGAAACGCCACGAAGACGGAGGAUGCGGCGGCGACGAGGUCGCCGGCGCUGAUGCUCGUCGGAAAGCUCAUCGACGGAUACCUCUCCGAGAUAGCUUCCGACGCGAAUCUGAAGCCGGAGAAGUUCUACAAUUUCGCCAUCUCACUUCCCGACGAGGCCAGACUCUUCGAUGACGGUCUCUACCGCGCCGUCGAUGUGUAUCUCAAGGCACAUCCGUGGGUUUUGGAAGAGGAGAGAGAGAAGAUUUGCGGAUUGUUGGACUGUCAGAAGCUGACGCUGGAGGCGUGCACGCACGCGGCGCAAAACGAGAGGCUUCCGCUGCGCGCGGUGGUUCAGGUGCUGUUCUUCGAGCAGCUUCAGCUGCGACAAGCCAUCGCCGGAACUUUGAUGGCGGCGGAGGCCGCCGCGGAACCGGGAAGGCAAUCAGCGGCGCUGGAGCGGGAAGCGGAGGACGGCAGAGGAGAAGGAUUAGGGUUAGAGCACGUGCAGGAACGGAACGGCACGUGGCGCGUGGCGGUGAGGGAGAAUCAGGUGCUGCGCUUGGACAUGGAUAGCAUGAGGACGCGCGUGCAUCAACUGGAACGCGAGUGUUCCUCUAUGAAGAGAGUCAUUUCCAAGUUUGACAAGUUUGCCGCCUCCGGCGGCGGUUGGAGGGCGUCGCUGGGCCGGAAAUUCGGUUGCAAGUUUAAGACUCAGGUUUGUGAUUCGCACGAGUCAACGGCCGUUGAUACCCGCAAAGGACGCCAUCACCAGCAGCAUCAUCCCCAUCAUGAUUAGUUACCAUGCUCAACUUCCUCCCCCUCACGUGAGAAUCAUUGUUGGAGUAUAUUUCAUAUGGGCCCCACUUGUAAUUCUUCAUUUUUUUCUUUAAUUUUCCAUAAAUUUAGUUUUAAUUGAUUAAUACUAUAAUAACUUUACUUUCUCAAAUAUUCCGUAUAUGAAAAUAAGAGAUGAAGUUGUUUUAGAAAUUAAA
Molecule: messenger RNA, 2757 nt
Organism: Glycine soja
Lineage: Eukaryota; Viridiplantae; Streptophyta; Magnoliopsida; Fabales; Fabaceae
Product: BTB/POZ domain-containing protein At5g66560-like
Exons: 4
Coding region: 615-2561 (648 amino acids)
Molecular function (GO): protein binding
Source: RefSeq, a predicted model, not a curated record